AUGCUUGGGAGGAGACCGGAACCUGGGCUCCGGACGCGGCCGAGGAGACCACGGUGCGGGAGGGGACACCACGCUGAGUUGGCCCGCACCUCUCCGCCGCUGUCUGCAGCCCGGGGGGCCCGUUCCUCCGCCCACAGGCUGGGGUCCGCUUCAGCCCCCUCUCCUUCGGCGCAACCGGCCCGGCGGUGCGAUGACCGUCACGUACACAGCCCGCGUGGCCAAUGCGCGCUUCGGAGGAUUCUCGCAGCUGCUGCUGCUGUGGCGCGGGAGCAUCUACAAACUUCUGUGGCGCGAGCUCGUCUGCUUCCUCGGGCUCUACAUGGCGCUGAGUGCCGCCUAUCGCUUCGUGCUGACAGAAGAGCAGAAGCGUUACUUCGAGAAGCUCGUCAUCUACUGUGAUCAGUAUGCCAGUCUCAUCCCUGUCUCUUUCGUGCUGGGUUUCUACGUGACGCUGGUGGUGCACCGCUGGUGGAACCAGUACCUAUGCAUGCCGCUACCCGACGCGCUCAUGUGCGUGGUGGCAGGCACGGUGCACGGACGCGACGAGCGGGGCCGCCUCUAUAGGCGCACGCUCGUGCGCUACGCCGGGCUCUCGGCUGUGCUAAUCCUGCGCUCAGUGAGCACCGCGGUCUUCAAGCGCUUCCCCACCGUCGACCACGUAGUGGAGGCGGGAUUUAUGACCCGGGAGGAGCGGAAGAAGUUCGAGAACCUGAACUCGUCCUACAACAAGUAUUGGGUGCCCUGCGUCUGGUUCUCCAACCUGGCUGCUCAGGCCCGGCGCGAGGGCCGCAUCCGGGACAACAGCGCCCUUAAACUGCUGCUCGAGGAGCUGAAUGUGUUUCGGGGCAAGUGUGGAAUGCUCUUUCACUACGACUGGAUCAGCGUACCCCUUGUCUAUACCCAGGUGGUGACCAUAGCUGUGUACAGCUACUUCCUGGCCUGCCUCAUCGGUCGCCAGUUCCUGGACCCAGCUCAGGGCUAUGACGGCCACAACCUGGACCUGUGCGUGCCCAUCUUCACCCUGCUGCAGUUCUUCUUCUAUGCGGGCUGGCUCAAGGUAGCCGAGCAGCUCAUCAAUCCCUUCGGAGAAGACGACGAUGACUUUGAGACCAACUUUCUGAUCGACCGCAACUUCCAGGUGUCCAUGCUGGCUGUGGACGAGAUGUAUGAUGACCUGGCCAUGCUGGAGAAGGAUUUGUACUGGGACGCAACCGAGGCUCGCGCCCCCUACACCGCAGCCACGGCGUUCCUGCUGCAGCAGCCCUCCUUCCAGGGCUCCACCUUCGAUAUCACGUUGGCUAAAGAGGACAUGCAGUUCCAGCGGCUGGACGGCGCGGACGGACCGCUAGGCGAGGCGCACGGCGACUUUUUGCAGCGCCUCCUGCCGGUAGGCGCAGGCAUGGCCGCGGGAGGCCUGCUCGGCCGGCGCCUGUCCCUAAUGCGCCGCAAGAACAGCUGCGUGUCUGAGACGUCCACAGCCGCCAGCUGCGCGUGCGCAGGCGCCCCCGAUGGCGCGGCCCCGGAGUGUGGUUGCGGGGACCCGCUGCUCGACCCCGGCCUGCGGGAGCCAGAGCCGGACCUCCCCGUCGGCCCCGAGAUGCCCGUUCCGGGGGCCGCCCCCGAGCCCUUCACAACCGUGCCUAUGCCCGCGCCGCGGGGACCGGCUCCUCCCUGGCUGCCCAGCCCCAUUGGCGAGGAGGAGGAGAGUCUAGCCUGAGGCCCUCAGGCCUAGGAUCCCCAAGGACAGGGACACAAACCCCGACAGGGAACGCAGGCAGCAUUUGGGGCCUGCAUAAGCCGAGUGUGGACUCUUAACCUGUCCGAUUUCGACCGGUUCCCGCCUCCUGCGCGCGGUCCUUCACGGCUGGCACUGGGGCUUUGAGUGCCUCCUGUGGGCCAGGCACUGGGCUAAGGGUGAAGGAUUCUUCCAGCUUCUUUGAACAGCCGGUCCUUCCCAGCAGCUCUACUUCCCUCCUUCUACUGCCUGGGAGGACCCAUCAGUGUGCCUUGCCUUUAUUUUUUCCUUAAAAUGGAGAUGUGAGUGCCUACCUCAUUGAGUUAUGGGGAUGAAGUAACGAUUUUAGAGUGUUGAUCCAUUAUAGGUGCUCAAUAAAAUGUUAAUGGU
This is a messenger RNA of Mustela erminea (ermine), 2125 nucleotides long. RefSeq names its product bestrophin 2 (gene BEST2). The transcript is spliced from 9 exons. Lineage: Eukaryota; Metazoa; Chordata; Mammalia; Carnivora; Mustelidae. Bases 191 to 1717 code for a protein of 508 amino acids. Gene Ontology annotation, molecular function: chloride channel activity. The record is from RefSeq and is a predicted model, not a curated record.